Molecule: messenger RNA, 1350 nt
Organism: Paramecium tetraurelia
Lineage: Eukaryota; Ciliophora; Oligohymenophorea; Peniculida; Parameciidae
Exons: 3
Source: RefSeq, a predicted model, not a curated record
AUGAAAACUUUUUUUACAGAAGUGGACAGUAAGAGUGAUUAAUCACAUUUAAGAGAAAUCAAUCAGUUGCUCAUGAGACUAAAUUUGGAAUCACCACGUACAUAGCUUGCCAUGAAAGAACUUAAUUUAACAAAAUAUGAUUGCUAACUUAAAACUUUGUCCAAUUUCUUACAAUAUCAUCAUGAAUCGCGAACCAUGUACAUAAAUCAUCUACAAUAACUCAAAGAUAACCUCUUGAAUUUAGUGAAUCGGAGAAGAGAAAUCAUAGGUCCAUCAGUAAAAAUAGUACUAAGAACACCGAAAUAAUCGAAAUAAUAUAACUUUGUUAAAAAGAUUUUUGAUCAUGAUCUCAAACAGUUAUAUUAGUCUGAACUUUAAAUCAAAGAAGCAUAAUAGAGGAAUUCUGAUAAAAUUUAUAGGCAAGUCGAAGAAAAAUUAAAAUCCAUCUCUCAUAAGGCAAAGUAACAUAAUAACAGAGUAGAGCGAAAGUUAUCUUUGUUAAGAGAGCGGAGACAACACGAACUUGAUGAUAGGCUAAGUAAAAGUCUUGACUUUGACUCUAGAUUUGAACCUAUCUAGAAGACCUUGUAAGAAUCUAAAAUGAAAUUCAAAAUUAUGAUGUAAUCCAAAACUCAAUAGACUUUGGAUUAUCAUAGAUAAAAGAAGAAGAACAUCAUAGAACAAGACGAAUUGCGAAGAACGAAAUUAUAAUAUUCAAUGGAAACUUCACAAAGAAGCACUUUUAUUCGAUAUGGUAUUGCAAGUCAAGAUAGAAUACAAUAGGCUUAAUUGAUUGAAUAAGAGCAGCAGAAUAAAGUCAUUUAGAAAAUAGGAAAUUAUGUUGAAAAGACUGCUUAGGUGACUAAUAAGAAUUAACAAGAAAUAUAAAAGACACUAUAGAAAUUUAAGGAUGAAUAAGAUCGAAAGUUUACUAAGGUUCAUAAAAAUCUAACAUCAAAAACAUAGAUGUAAUCGUAAAGAGAGAGCAUGAUUCAUCAAGAAUUAUAGGAUAAAAUAAUGUUUAGCAAUGCAAAGGCGAAAUAACGAUUAGAUGAUAUUCAAUCAAAAAUGAAAUAGGUAGCGCUUCAAAAGUAGUAGAAACAAUAAGAAUUAUUGAAUAAAUAUAUAAUCAAAAUGGAAAGAAGAAAUGAUAGAAUUCUGGAAAAACAUGUUAAACUAAGAUAAAAUCUUAAAAAAGGGCACAAAUCUCAUAAUCUCACUUAAUAAUAACAUCAACUGGUCAUUGAAAAGGACGAAUUGAACUAAGAUAUCACCAAGGUGUAAAGAUUAGUAGUUAGUAAAUCAUCUAAGAAUAUAAAGGAAUUACUCAAUAAUUUAAGGUUCAAUUGA